AUGGCGAGUCAGAGCCCCGACGAGGAAUAUACGGCCACGGCGGCCCCCGCAGCUGAUGGAGAGCCCCCAGCGGGGGCCCCAUCGGGUUCAUCCCCGGAUCCAAAGGUGGAUUCGAGGGAGAUUUUGGAGAGGCCCGGCGACCAGGCCGAGAGCCAAGAUCCAGGCUCCCAAGACAACCAGCCACCACAGGACCCAAACCCGGGUCCCGCCAACGUGGACGGAACCCAUGGUGUUCUUGGGCUCUCCUUCCCGAGAAAGCUCUGGAUGAUAGUGGAGGACGAGGCCUUCACGUCCGUGCGCUGGAACGACAAGGGAGACAUGCUGAUCAUCGAGGAAGACCUUUUCCAGCGGGAGGUUCUUCGCCGGCGCGGCGCAGACAGGAUCUUUGAAACAGACAGCUUGAAGAGCUUCAUCCGCCAACUGAACCUCUAUGGGUUCAGGAAAAUACACCUGCCCGGCACUCUGGGUCGCUCUCCGGGGAAGAAAAGGCUGAUGAUCUACCACAACUGCAACUUUCAGAGAGAGAAGCCCCUGCUGAUCGAGAACAUGCGGAGAAAAGGUGACCCGAGAGCAACUGCUCGGCCCGCUUCCAGCACAACCACCCCAAAGAGAAAGAAGCAAGCCGUCCCACCUAUGAGAUGCACCCAAUUUUUCCAUCAGAAUGACUCCACCAAUGAUGCCGACAGGAAGACCCAGAGGGAAGCCCCCCGUGCUCAGGUGCCCAGCGGCAUCCGGGCCUUCGUGCUCCCUGGCGUCUUGUCUGCCGGCCGGGUGGCCAGGUUGGUGGUAGUGCAGCGUCCCUCCAGCGAGCAGGGCGGCCCGAGUGGGGAGGGCACCUCCAGGAAUGUCACGCUAGUGCCCCCGGCUACUGCCGGAAGGGACGGUGCAGGGGAGCUGCCCAGAAGCCCCCCCGUUUGCCCCGAUCCCAGCUCGGUGGUGUCCACGUGCAACACGGGUUACUGCAUGCUGCUCGCGGCCCUUCUGCUCAUGGCCCCCAACCAGAGGCCCGAGGCCGAUGAAGAGCCCGAGGGCUCUUCAGAUUACAAGUGUGCUCUCUGCGAACAGUUCCAGAACAACCCAAAGCGCUGA
Molecule: messenger RNA, 1089 nt
Organism: Camelus dromedarius (Arabian camel)
Lineage: Eukaryota; Metazoa; Chordata; Mammalia; Artiodactyla; Camelidae
Product: heat shock transcription factor, X-linked member 3-like
Biological process (GO): regulation of DNA-templated transcription
Molecular function (GO): DNA-binding transcription factor activity; sequence-specific DNA binding
Source: RefSeq, a predicted model, not a curated record